Porites evermanni is the source of this 4021-nucleotide messenger RNA. The record is from the annotation of a GenBank genome assembly. NCBI's taxonomy places the organism in Eukaryota, Metazoa, Cnidaria, Anthozoa, Scleractinia, Poritidae.
AUGGUGUUCACUACUCGUUGCGUGUGCACAAAACACAGCACCUGGAGCCAUGGAAAUGUAUCCCCUGAUGUAUUACGAGUUGCAGAUCCUGAGGAGCUAAGGUUUUGUGAGGUCGAUAGUUCGAAGAACAAAGGCCGAAAAACAAAGAUAUGUUUAGCCUGCUGUGGAAGACUUGCUACCAAAAUGAAGUGCAUGCGACUCGAGGAACGUUUAUACUUCUGCAAUUGCCAUGUUUUGUUUUCUCAUGUUCCACACAUCUCUGUCGUUCAAUAAGCUUAUAUCUGAUUUUUUUGCACACAUUAACUUACGUCUUGUAGGUUAGUAUAUGGAAUACGUGAUAAUUGUUUCAUUUAUUUAUUUUAUGUUUGUUAUUUAGGAUCAACAAGCCAGUCAGUACGCCACGGAAGAUAUGUGCAAUGUACCAGUUGUUGGCGAAGGUGAAAUUGACAACACCGAAUAUUCACCAAGCAGUCUACCUUCGUCUUCCAGUUCCAAACAUGUACAAGUAUUGGAACUGCCUUUACGACCGUACAAAGACGCAGAAAAUAGGACUCAGCAAGUUAUGAGGUCAAAGACCAUCAAGGUUGUUGAAGACUGUGCUACAAAUUUGUGCACUAUAACGCAAAAGACAUACCUGAAUUUGUAAACGAUUUGUUGAAUUGCAUAAAGUGGAAGUCCACAUUUGGAAGUUGCCACAACAAGGUUUACCAGGAGAGUAUCUUCCUCACUAACCUUGCAGCCGAAUACAAACACUGCAAGGAUAAAGAUUUGAGUAAAGCGGUACGACUUCGAUCAGCAAAGCAAAUCCAGAAAGUUUUGAUUGGACAGACUCUAAGGGACAGUAGAAUUUCUCUGAGUGGGGAGACCUCAGAGGUUUUCAAAUUGCACAGUGAUGCAGCUAAAGAUCUUGGCAGGAUUCGAAGUUACUCUGAUGAAAAGAGAAGACUUUUGUCCAUCGUCGCAACAGACUACUCAUAUUCAGUAGUAGAAAAAUUCUUCAAUUGUUCUUCGAAAAUGGUCACCACGGCUAGAGUACACUGCAUUUUACUUGGAUGUGGGGGUGUCCCCAUGGACAAAUUCAAAUUUACCCAUCAAUGCGUUACUUUCGAAGUGUUAAAGGAACUUUGUGAAUUUCUCCAUAGAGAUGUUAUAUAGAGGCCAUCGUCAUGCCGGAGUGUCUUGGUUGAAGGCGAGGAGACAGCUGUGAAGUACUGGCAGGCUACAGUCAAGGGACUUAUAAACCAGUACGUUCUGGAAUUCCCUAAUGGAGUGAAGAGGACCUACAUUUACAGACACCUGCCAAUUAAUUUUCGAAUAAACACCGUGUUGGCAGGUCUGCGUAAAUUUUUGAAGACAACAUUCCCUAAACGUGCUCAGAAGCAUUCUCCUUACCUCGAACUUUGCUUGUCACAUGCAUUUGAUUCCUGUUCAGAAGAGCACAACUCAGUUCUAACUGACAUUUCUCUAAUUUAUGAUGUGCAUAGUUCCCUUAUGCAAUCAAUUGAGUCCAUGAGUGAUGUUUCGGCCAAGGAUGAUUUAAAAGCCAGACUAGAAGAAGUGUAUAAGGUGCACUUUGACUAUUUGGGUCACCUUCUUCGUACGAAACAUCAAGGUGACUACUACAAAUUUGUUUUGAAGUAUUUGAAGCCUGGGGAGUGCGUUAUUGUCAUUGACUAUAAGAUGAAAUUGGAACCUGGGAAAAGGACACAUGAGAUUGAGCGUGAUUGGUAUGGGAAGAGGGGGAUAUCGCUGUAUGGGUGUUACAUUGUUGCACAGAUUGGAGAAAACAAAAAAAGCUGCGACGUGUUUGACUUGUGCUCAGAAGACACAAGAUGCCUUCUUUACCCAAAGUGCAUUAGAUGCCUGUUUUACGUGGCUUGAGAGGGCCUUCCCAGGAUUCUCUGUUUAUCUGUUUUCUGGUAUGUGUGCAAUUUAUUUCCACUACAUGUUACAUUCAUACAGUUUCACUCACGUGACCAGCAGCCAUGUAACUAUAUUGGAACAAAGGAAAUUGUUUACAUGAGAAAAGAGUUCAAUUCCCCAGGAUUAGUAUGGGACACCAUCUUGGCUGCCGUUUCAUUGUUUUGAGACACCAAUAUGGCCACCGUGACAUCACGUGAAAAUGCUGUAUACAUGUAGAUACUGUACGUAAAACCUGAUCCAGAUACUUCAGUGAUCUAAAGGGAUAGGCACUACUCUUGCAGUCUCUCACCAGCACAUGGGCUUCCAGAAACAUUUAAGUUAACUGGGUUUUGAAAAGAGUUCUCAAGGCUUAUGGGAGUAAAUUUUGAGCAACAAAAAUAAGGCAUAUUCGGUUCUUUGGUAGGGGUAAAUACAUUCUAACAAUCACGUGUGGAAAGACGUCAGUUGCAGAGCUGCAUUGUCAGGUUUUCUUUGUUUUUAUGACGAUCUGCAUUUAUUUUUUUAUUGUUCUUCAUGUCUAUAUUUUAAUGCCGGGAAUAUAACAUCUAAUUCCCCUUUCAAAUAAAUUAUUAUUUUUAUAAUGCAAUAAAAAUAAUUUUAACACUUAUUAUACAUUAUAUCCACAGACAAUGGUCCUCAUUAUCAUAAUACUGCAGUUCUGACAUACCUAAGUGAGGUUAAUAAAGUAUUCGACUUGAGCUUGUUGGAAUACAACAACUUUGAAGCUGGGGAAGGGAAGGCGUCUCUUGACACCCACUUUGCCCACAUAUCCCACAAAAUCGUGCGAUAUGUUCGCCUGGGGAAUGAUCUGGAAACUGGAGAGGAACUUUGACAGCUUGUGCAGGUAAAUUCAAUGCAGUUAAGAACAUAUAGUGAAUAUGGCUUCUGAUGUUUUGCUACACUGUAUGCGCAUAUUUCAUUAAUUUUUUGAUACUUAAGCGGCAUAUUUAUUUUCAUAAAUAAUCAAAAAUGGAACUUAGGUUUUUGCUGGCAUUACACAGGUAUUGUAGUGGUUCACUUUAGGAGCCUCCUUCUAAUAUUUGGUCACUCUUAAAAGCUCCUAAAUAUAAUAUAGGCACAAAUCCUUAUUUAGUGCCCAAUAAGAAGUGCCCCUAAGUUGAGCAACCCAAAUUCAAUGCCCCCUCUAUCCAAUUCAAAAUAAUUUAUAACAAAAAGUACACAGGCUGAAUUAUGAUGACAUAGCAGACAAAAAUGGAAAACACAACUCAAAGUAAGGGGUGACUGUCCCCAGGUGAUGAGAGAUACACCUUUUGGAGUGAAGGAACAAAAGUAUAUUAGUCAGUUUUGAUAUACACAGCACAGUGAUAUUUUUUUUUCUUUUUGAAAUAGAGCAUGAAGAAUGUAUCAUGUUUCCAGUUGUCCAUUGAAAGAAGUAGGGCUCCUAAGAAAAUGGGCAUAUUCAUAUUUCCUCUUCAAGGAGAAUUUGCUGGGGGCAUCAUCGCACAUUCCUUGGCUGGUAUUGGCAAAGUUGUCAAAAAGACAAAGGCUCAGAUUCAAAAGAUCACUACAAGAAAUUCCCCUAUGACUGGCUCAACAGGCUCUUCCAUCUCUUUGCAAUUACCAGUACCACAAACCAGAGAACAGGGCUUACAAAGUCUCUCCAGCCAAGAUGUAUAUAGUGUGCGUUUUAUAAACCAUGCACCUGAACCACUACAGUCCCCAUCCUAUUUUCAGAGUGGAAGGAUUGCCACAAAUCUGCAGCCAUCUAAUGGAUAUGCUUUAAAGAAAUCCUCUGGUAAGAGUAAUUUUCUCCUUGGCUCAAAAAGAAAUAAUAUCUUUUUACAACCGACAAGCAUCAAGUGGUGUCAGAGCCAAUCCAAAAGAUAUCAUUGCACACAAAUCCGUAGCUGGUGGAGUACCUACCAUCAGAAAAGGAAACAAACUUUUAAUGUUUUGCAAGAGGAAGCAUGUCAUUUGCAAAGGGGUGGGUCAUCCGUCUCCAAGCAUCCCUGGCUCGACAGUACCUGUACAGCAGCCCACUCCUGUUUCCGUCCCUGGCUCAACAGAUCCUGUGCAGCAGCCCACUCCUGUGUCUGUCCCUGGCUCGACAGCAUCUUUACAGCAGCCUACUCCUGUG